AGGAAAACGGAUUAUUAUUGACAAAUUCGCCGAUUUCUGUCGUGAUUUAUUUACCGAUGGUCAGCGGAGAACAAAUCUAUCAACCUACUGGUUUUUCUCAGCGUUCAGAUUGAUGCUAGCAUGAUUAGUCGCGACCUGUCAAAUGCAUGAAAUACCGCAGCUGUAAAUGAUAGAGGGGGAAAGAGGACUCAACAAGUCGGUCGUGUAUAACCAAAAUAAAUCGAACAAAAUGCCGUUGUUACAACUACAAUUGCCCAGAGUAAAUUAAUUUAUGUAAUUACGUUUCGGAUGCGAAGAAGUUAACCGUAUUCGUGGCUGGGUGUUUGUUUGUUAAUUUUUCAAAAUAAUAGUACUCUGUAUUUAACAAUAGGCCUUAUAUACCCAUUUAUAAAAAGUUAUGAAUUGCUAAUUCAAUAAUAAGAAUAAUAAUAAUGUAAUGCCUCGCGUGAAACACUCGACCGAGUUUUGCUGUACUCAUCCCCGCUGUGAAGUUGAGGGCAAAGCGCGCAGAUUUGCCAAGGCAAGUCUUCUUCGACAGCAUCAGUUGAAGGUUCACGCCGAAAAGACGCUUAAGUGUCAGCACUGCUCAAAGGCGUUCUCUGUUGCUUACCUGCUUCGGCAACAUGAGAUCGAAUGUAAUACAUCCGUGACAUGUAAGGCUUGCGGGGCCAUAUUCGCCUAUCAAAGUUCACUAAAGAGGCACUACAAAACAGCAGAUCAUGGACCCACGUCCGGUUUGUCAUCGGGGCAGCCAGUAUCGAAAUCGUUGUCAUCAAAAAAGAACUUCCAAAAACCCACCAUCGUCACUAUUCUGCCCCUUCACAUUGUGCCAGUCUAUAUCCCUACACCUGGUUCGACUGACGCAUCUAACAUGGUCAACACUUACCGCAAAGAAAGGCUUAUCCUACCGAAAAGGGUUACCAAGAAGGCCGCAUCAGUUCAGGUUGCUCGACGCAUUCAACCCAAGCUAACAGUAUCCACCCAAGUGUCCUCUUUGGACUACGACCACUAUCGUAUGGGGCACAAAGAGUCACAAGCUUGUGUCGAUGCUACAAAGACGCUAAUAUCUGUGUCGACAUCAACCGUAGCCGAAAAACAGAUCUUCGCCCCUUCGAUUUCCACCCAAACCAAUUCAAGCACUAUGUGCAAUGUUGCUGUUGGAAUUGACGAAGUGCUCGAUGAUCUCCAGAAGCUAUUCGAAAAAUCGUCAACUAACAGCCAGAUUACCUCAGAAAUUUCUUCGGAACAACACAACUUUGCACAGCAACAACUCCAGGGUGACCAAAAUCAGCAUAAUUCAGCGCCUCAGAGUGACUACAGCCAUCCCUCAGAUAUCUUACGGGACGUUUCAUGUUCUCUUACUGCUACGACAAACUUCCACCACGCAGAAACCCAGACUUAUCAGCCACGCUUUGCUCAUACGCACAUACAAACUUCGUAUUAUGACAACGAGGCGUUUGAUGGAAGCUUUCUUUCCAAUAGCGCUUCGAUUGUCCCAAAUGCCGCCGCACACCAACAGCGGGCAAGGGAACCUGCUGUUGUUCAUGUAGGUGUUGGAGGACCGCCGUUCGACGAGAGGAUUUUCGGCCACAUGGAAGUUCAGACGACGUCGUUUGAGCCACAGGUGCAGAAUUUCGGCAUGCAGACCGCUCUCAAUUUUGCCGGAACUGUCCUCAACGGACAGGGCAAUAUUGCUGAAACUCAGACAUUAUGCGUUUCGGCACUCGAUGGCUUUUCGCAAACCGGAAGUAUGGAACUAUCAUCCGUGGAAACGCAGACUAUUGAACAAUUCUUUAAUAGUUUAGAGAAUCCCUAGGAGAGGUCGGUCGAGAAAACCACUUCGAAUAACCAUACCUGUAUAAUUUUAGAAAAAGUAGUGACUAAUGCAAGGGCAUGCAAACACAUCAUAUUGGUUUUUGGACAAAAAUGAAAACAAUGGUAAAAUCACAACUAGUUUAUAAGCAGGGUAGCAGGUUUUAACGAACAUGCACGAGAAGGCAAAAAGUCAAGAAGACUGAAAGGUAAAUGAAGAAGUGUUUCACUGAUGUUGAUACAUCCUCGUUGUCGCGUAGUAAAAUAGGUUGCUCGGUGAAUAAACUUGCCAGCAAAGCUUGUUGAUUUUGCUAUGUCCAUGGCUA
Messenger RNA from Varroa destructor (honeybee mite), 2138 nucleotides. RefSeq lists its product as uncharacterized. NCBI's taxonomy places the organism in Eukaryota, Metazoa, Arthropoda, Arachnida, Mesostigmata, Varroidae. The record is from RefSeq and is a predicted model, not a curated record. Gene Ontology annotation, cellular component: nucleus. Gene Ontology annotation, biological process: positive regulation of transcription by RNA polymerase II. Gene Ontology annotation, molecular function: transcription cis-regulatory region binding; DNA-binding transcription factor activity, RNA polymerase II-specific.